Neoarthrinium moseri is the source of this 1305-nucleotide messenger RNA. RefSeq lists its product as uncharacterized. The record is from RefSeq and is a predicted model, not a curated record. Lineage: Eukaryota; Fungi; Ascomycota; Sordariomycetes; Amphisphaeriales; Apiosporaceae. Gene Ontology annotation, biological process: lipid metabolic process. The transcript has 2 exons. Gene Ontology annotation, molecular function: phosphoric diester hydrolase activity. The coding region runs from base 1 to 1305 and encodes 434 amino acids.
AUGGCGAUCCGGGUGCUAGGCCUGCUUAUGGCCUGCGCUGGGGCUCUCGGGCAGAUCACGGUCGACGACCCGAGAACAACGGAGACAGGCACAGCUUCCGUCACGGAGGUUGAAACUCCAACAGGGACGUACCUGUCAUUUGCUUCGCAAGAGACUCAGGAUUUGGGUACAAUGUCAGAUGUUGCCUCCUCGCUCGUUAGCGGUAACUUUUCACAAUCAAGGGUUUCGACAUCGUCGGAUACCAGAACCUACCUUACCGGAUCGCUUACAUCAACGGCCACUGGCAACUUUUCCACAACCACAAUGGCGACCCCAACUGUCACAAACACAAGACCGUGCAACAACUAUCCGGAGUUUUGCAACCGCAAGUACAGCAACAUCACUGAGGUGGCUUGCCACAACUCUCCCUUCAUCACCCCGAAUAACCUGGCGGCAAACCAGCAGUACGACGUUACUUAUCAGCUCAAUGAUGGCGUCCGUUUCAUCCAAGCCCAGAUCCAGUGGCCGACUAAUGCUUCACAACCACACUUCUGCCAUACCAGCUGCGAUAUCCUGGAUGCUGGCCCUAUUACGGACUGGCUGACAACUGUGAAGAACUGGGUAGCCAGCCACCCGUACGAUGUUGUGACGAUCCUUCUAGGCAACGGGAACUACUCUGUCCCAUCGCUUUAUGUGCCAUACAUCGAGUCCACUGGCAUUUUGGACUAUGUCUACACGCCCCCCUUGGUGCCAAUGACGUUGAAUGACUGGCCAACCCUAGCCGAGAUGAUUCUCAGCGGCAAACGAGUGGUCAUGUUCUUGGAUUACAUGGCCAACCAGACCGAGUACCCUUGGCUUCUGGAUGAGUUCUCACAAAUGUGGGAAACUCCAUUCGACCCUAUUGACAACAACUUCCCCUGUACAGUCCAGCGGCCUCCGGACUUGUCCGAUGACGACGCCAAAAACCGCCUGUACCUUACCAAUCACAACUUGAAUGUCGAGUUGUCUCUGCUCGGAACGUCCAUGCUGGUGCCCGCUCGCGGAGAGCUUAAUGUGACCAACGCGGUCAACGGAACAGGCAGUUUGGGUCUAGCAGGCGAGAACUGCUUGAAGACGUGGGGCAGAGCACCGAAUUUUCUGAAUGUCGACUACUAUAGUGUUGGCAGUUAUCCCGGAUCGGUCUUCGAAGCUGCAGCGAACUUGAACAACGUCACAUACAGCAGGAGCUGUUGCGGAACGACAAGCGCAGCGGCAAAGUACGACUUUAGCGGCCUCCGUUCGUUUGCAUUCGGAUUGGCCGGAUUGGCAGCAUUGCUUCUAUUCUAG